Molecule: messenger RNA, 1106 nt
Organism: Ctenocephalides felis (cat flea)
Lineage: Eukaryota; Metazoa; Arthropoda; Insecta; Siphonaptera; Pulicidae
Product: suppressor protein SRP40-like
Exons: 4
Molecular function (GO): DNA binding
Source: RefSeq, a predicted model, not a curated record
AUGAAAAUAUUUCAGAUACAAAGGCAUUCUUCUGGGAGGCAGUCCAUGGAUUUAGAGCGUGAUUUAAGUUUAUCUGAUGACAGUGAUGAAGAUGUCACUCAUCCCACAAAUUAUCAACCAAAACCAAUAAGCAAUCCGCCUGUGGCUAUAUGUGCAUUGGAAGUUAAACCUAUCGUAAGGAGUCCAUCUCCAGCUUGUAAUAAUAACUCCAGCAGCAAUGACACAGGUGAAUCUGGUUCGGAGAGUUCCAGUUCCAGCGAUGACACUACUGAAGAAACUGCACCUACUAAAAAUGAUCCAGAAAUAUGUACGACGCAUACACCUGCCUUAGUAUCUCCGUUACCUGAAAUUGAAACUGAAUCGAAAACUCGCUGGAAUUUAGCUUCCUUCUUUAAUAAAACCGAGAAUACUCGCGAAUCUCCCAGCAUACCAAACACUAUAGAGCAUGUAGACAGAUGCCCUCCAUCAUCAGUAUUAUUUCAAAAAAGUUCAAAAAAUCAACCAGAUGAAUUAGACUGUUUCAGUUGCACAAAAGAUAUUGAAGAGGUCUUAGCUGAAGCUAAGAAUAUAAAACCUGAAAGUUUGCUAUCAAGUUUAGAGGAUAGUGAUAAUGAUACAUACCCAAAAUCCAAUACUAGGAAGAAAAGGCGCUGUACUAAGACUCGUUUGCCUAGUUUAGUAGAUUCCGACUCGAGCGACGAUGAGCCAACUCAUUCAAACGAUUUUUCAUCGUCGUCGACUAAAGCUGUCUCCGGUGAUGACAGGUUAUCAAAGAUUUCAAUGGAAAAACUAGAUACGGUCUCAGAUGAGAAGCAAAAUAAGACUCGCGGAAGGCCUAAAAAAAUCAAACAAACUAAUUCAGACAGCGAGAAACAAGCCAAGAAGCGUGGCCGUCCUCCUAAUAAGUCCAGACCUUCCAUCAGUGGAUCAGAAAAUGAGAAAAAUAAGCGAAGGGGUAGACCAGUUAAAAGUAAAUCUAAAGUGAAUUCCGGUAGUAGUAGUGAUGAUACAGAUAUUUCUAAACCAUCCCCAAAUAAAAAUAACAAGACAAAUAGGAGUAUGAACAGUGAAUCGGAAGACAACGCGAAAUUUACUUGUAGCAAUAA